UUUUCAUGAGCGAAGGUGUAAGUGAGACAGAACAAUAACGACAACGUUAACAUUGGCUUCUGUUGCAAGUUGUAAGUGGUAACUCUUUCAACUCAGCCGUGCAAGUUUUGUUGGCAGCGCACGAAGGAACCAUCUUCUCUUCGUUUUCCUUUUUUUCUCAAUCACACCCAAAUCCCUUCCUUCCUUCUUCGCUAUUGUCUUCUCUUUCAGAGUUGAUCGAAAUCCAUUUUCUUCGGUUAUGUUGAAUUUCAACAGAGUUUUGAUUUAGGACUCGAGAAAAUUCUUCGGUGAGCUAAACACUAGCAUAGUAGCAUGCAUCAUCGUCAUAAACUCGUUGAAACUGAAGUCAAAACUUGAUCUUGUGUGCGAUAAGGUGAUGGACCUCUUUAUUUACAAGGUGCACCUUCCAGUAAAGCAGGAGUAGGAUAAUUGUUGAACAUAGAUGAAAAGGUGAUUGUUAUGUCUGGACUGAUUGAAGGACUUCCUGAUGCUGUUGCAAUCAGGUGCCUUGCAUGGGUUCCCUUCUACCUCCAUCCAAAGUUAGAGCUUGUCUCUCGUGCUUGGCGAGCAGUUGUCCGUGGCCCUGAACUAUUUAAAGCUCGACAGGAGCUUGGUUCGUCAGAGGAUUUGUUAUGUGUCUGUGCUUUUGAACCAGAGAACUUAUGGCAGUUGUAUGACCCUCUGCGAGAUCUCUGGAUUACUCUUCCUGUUCUACCCUCAAGAAUCAGGCACCUUUCACAUUUUGGUGCUGUCUCCACUGCUGGAAAGUUGUUUGUAAUUGGUGGUGGAAGUGAUGCUGUUGAUCCUUUGACGGGUGACCAAGAUGGUUGUUUUGCAACAAAUGAAGUCUGGUCGUAUGACCCUGUAGUACGGCAAUGGUCCCCCCGUGCAGCAAUGCUCGUUCCCCGUUCUAUGUUUGCAUGCUGUGUUAUGAAUGGAAAAAUAGUUGUGGCUGGGGGCUUCACUAGCUGCAGAAAGUCAAUAUCUCAAGCAGAAAUGUAUGACCCUGAGAAAGAUGUUUGGAUUCCAAUGCCUGAUCUUCAUCGCACCCAUAAUUCAGCCUGUUCAGGAGUGGUGAUUGGAGGAAAGGUGCAUGUACUGCACAAGGAUAUGUCAACGGUGCAAGUUUUAGACAAUGCAGGUCAGUGGACGGUUGAGGAAUAUGGGUGGCUCCAUGGUCAAAUGGCAGUUAUCAGGGAUGCCCUUUAUGUAAUAAGCUAUGGAUUAAUCAUCAAGCAAGACAAAAAAAUGAGGAAGGUUGUAGGUUCAGCUUCCGAGUUUCGAAGGAGAAUUGGAUUUGCAAUGAUAGGUUUAGGUGAUGAAUUAUAUGUGAUUGGAGGUGUCAUUGGCCCUGACAGGUGGAAUUGGGACAUCAAGCCACUGUCUGAUGUUGAUGUUCUUACACUUGCGAGCGACAGACCGACGUGGCGCCAAGCAGCUCCAAUGACACGGUGUGGUGGUACCAUUCUUGGUUGUACACUGCUGAGAAUUUAGGCUUUCACUUUCAUGGCUUAUGUGAUAUGUGUGCUCCUACUAAGGAAUGUGAAUUCCUUCAACAGGAGACAAAGAAUUAGGUUGUUCAAUGGCUUCUUUGAGUUGUAUGUAAGCCAUAAUAUUUGUCCUUGUUGUUUUGUUGACUAUUAUGUGGUAAUAUGAUCAGGUAAUAUUUUCAAGCAAAACAAUGAAGUUCAUGCACUACUCUAAAUAAUAUUAGUGGAUAUUACUUUCACUCAUUUAUAUUC
This is a messenger RNA of Glycine soja, 1742 nucleotides long. RefSeq names its product F-box/kelch-repeat protein SKIP30-like. NCBI's taxonomy places the organism in Eukaryota, Viridiplantae, Streptophyta, Magnoliopsida, Fabales, Fabaceae. The coding region runs from base 460 to 1494 and encodes 344 amino acids. The transcript has 4 exons. The record is from RefSeq and is a predicted model, not a curated record. Gene Ontology annotation, molecular function: protein binding.